CUCCAGAUUUCCCCAAUUUUUUAAAAAAAAUGAAAAGAACCGAAAAUUAAAGCCGCAGCGGAAACAAACCAAGAGGUCUCCGGCCCGUCGACUGUAAUCAUCACUUGUCCACUCUCGACCGGGCGGCAAACGCAGAUGUCAGUCACUCUGCACACGAAUCUCGGAGACAUAAAGUGCGAAAUCUUUUGCGACGAGGUCCCCAAAGCGGCGGAGAACUUUUUGGCGUUGUGUGCUAGCGGUUAUUAUGAUGGGACGAUAUUUCACCGAAAUAUUAAAGGUUUUAUGAUUCAAGGUGGAGAUCCAACAGGGACUGGAAAGGGGGGGACUAGCAUUUGGGGCAAGAAGUUUAAUGAUGAGAUACGUGAGUCUCUUAAGCAUAAUGCGAGGGGUAUACUAGCGAUGGCCAAUAGUGGACCUAAUACAAAUGGAAGCCAGUUCUUCAUAGCUUAUGCUAAGCAACCACAUCUCAAUGGCUUGUACACCGUCUUUGGGUACCUCAGCCUAAUAUCUGUAGUUGGUGGGUUGGUGAAGCAACCAUUGGCACAAGCUUGUUUUAUCAAUCCAGAUGAAUGGUAUUCUCCUGUCGAAGUUAUCAUUGAGGUGGUUCUGACUAUGUCUACUGCAGAAGCUCAAAAGCUUGUGGUGACAUCUCAGGUUGAGCCUUUCAUGUAUCUGUUAAUAGAAGUGAUAUGGCUUUAUUCGGAAUUUGGUGGUAGAGUCUACACGGUUGGCGAUGAGUUUAUCUGA
Carica papaya (papaya) is the source of this 747-nucleotide messenger RNA. NCBI's taxonomy places the organism in Eukaryota, Viridiplantae, Streptophyta, Magnoliopsida, Brassicales, Caricaceae. The record is from RefSeq and is a predicted model, not a curated record.